Fundulus heteroclitus (mummichog) is the source of this 2652-nucleotide messenger RNA. RefSeq names its product neuronal acetylcholine receptor subunit alpha-10-like. The record is from RefSeq and is a predicted model, not a curated record. The transcript is spliced from 4 exons. Gene Ontology annotation, cellular component: synapse; neuron projection; postsynaptic membrane. The coding region runs from base 700 to 2349 and encodes 549 amino acids. NCBI's taxonomy places the organism in Eukaryota, Metazoa, Chordata, Actinopteri, Cyprinodontiformes, Fundulidae. Gene Ontology annotation, biological process: nervous system process; monoatomic ion transmembrane transport; chemical synaptic transmission. Gene Ontology annotation, molecular function: transmembrane signaling receptor activity; acetylcholine-gated monoatomic cation-selective channel activity.
CGACAUGGUAAAACACUGGAGCGCGUACAUCCAGCAUUUUAACUGUUGUCUUUUUCUGUUUGAAAGGCUUAUUUUUGCAAUGAGAAUCAGAAUUGGCUUUAUUUGCUAAGUUAUUGCAUACAAACAGGGGAUUUGAAUUUGGUUCCACUUUGCUCUCAAGAAAACAUUUUAAAUAUAAAUAAAUAACAAGGAAAAUCAAAAUAAAGACAUAAUUGAAUUAGUGCAAAUAUGCAUGGCAUCGUUGCAUACGGUGACUGGUAAAUGUUCAUCAGAUAGAGAGCCUAGGAAAGUAGUGUUUCUGUGGCGUCUGGAUUUUGCAAAUAGCGCUCUGUAGAGUUUACCUGAAAUCUGAACAGUUUUUGUGUUGCGGGCCAUAAAGGUCACAACAUAUUUAGAGAGGAUGCCGAUACAGGGUUCAAGGUUCAAAUCUUUAUUUUUAUUACGUGCUUUUUCUCGUCUUUGUUAAUUUUUGAAUUGUCGUUGUUUCAGAUGUUUUGUGUUACUUACUGUGAGUGAUGUGUGGAUUUUGCAGCGAUUUUAGAUGCCCUUUUUACUGACCUCACAGUUGUACAAUUCCAAGAUGGAGGCAAAAUCACCCUGAUGAUUCUCAGACCUAAUUGUUCAUUGUUUGGACCACUCCUGUUGUGUGGAUGAGCCAAACCACACAGUCUCUGCUGGGGCUUCCUCCACACAGUGUACAUGUGUGAGGACCAUAUCAGGUCCCGAAAUUGGGUGGUUGCUAUAGCAGCAGACCCAGAGUUGUUGAAGAUGGUGAGGGGAGGCGGUGUGGGAGGGUGUUGUCCUGUUGGUUUAGCUCCAGAUGCUUCCAAACACACCAGGGGACCCAGUAAGUGGAUGUUAAUUUAUGGCCACAACUGUAUUAUUCUAUGCCAUCUAUGUAUUAACACUUUCUUUGGUAUAUUAUUUUGCACUACUAUUAUGUGGCAUGUUAACAGUUUUCAUCUUUUACAGGAUGAGCGAAAUCAGAUUUUGACUGCAUAUCUGUGGAUAAGGCAAGUGUGGUUUGAUGCGCACCUUAGAUGGGACAAAGAUGAGUACGAUGGACUCGAUACCAUCCGUAUACCUGGUAGUUAUGUAUGGAGACCUGAUAUAGUCCUAUAUAACAAUGCAGACAACCAUUUUACCGGCCCCAUGGAUACCAAUGUGGUGAUCCGACAUGAUGGCCAGAUGAUGUGGGAUUCCCCUGCCAUCACAAAAAGCUCGUGCAAAGUGGAUGUGUCCUUUUUCCCCUUCGACGGUCAACAGUGCAGGUUCACUUAUGGCUCCUGGACCUACAACGGCAACCAGCUCGACAUCCUGAACGCCAUGGAAAGCGCCGACCUGGCUGACCUGGUGGACAAUGUGGAGUGGGAAGUGCUCGGCAUGCCGGCUGAGAAGAAUAUUGUUCAGUAUGGAUGCUGUGCAGACCCAUACCCAGAUGUGACCUACACGCUGAAGCUCCAGAGAAGAGCUUCCUUUUAUGUUUUCAACCUCCUCAUACCGUGCGUAAUGAUCUCUUUUCUGGCUCCACUGGGCUUCUACCUGCCUGCUGAUUCUGGGGAAAAGGUGUCUUUGGGGGUCACUGUGAUGCUGGCACUCACCGUCUUCCAGCUUUUGGUUGCAGAAAUUAUGCCACCUUCUGAGAAUGUGCCACUCAUUGGAAAAUAUUACAUUGCAACUAUGACAAUGAUUACAGCUUCCACUGCUCUGACCAUCUUCAUCAUGAACAUUCACCACUGUGGCCCAGAUGCCAAGCCAGUUCCAAAGUGGGCCAAAAUAGUAAUUCUGCAGUACAUGGCCAGAAUGUGCUUCGUCUAUGAAGUUGGGGAGAACUGUAUGUCAGCAGAGCCAGAAAUGCAGGAACCUCCACUUGUAGCAAACAACAACUGCACCAUGAACGGGCAGGUGGGACCAGGAAGAGAGGACUGCGUCAUGAAAAGUGGUCAAGAGACAGUCGGAGGUGUCAUCAUGGAGGAGAAAGAGGAAAUUGAUCAAUUCCUAAGUCCAGUAGGAUCAGGGGGCAGGAACCCUGUUGACCAGCACAGCACUUGGAAGAGCAAUAUUUUCCUGGACUCUGGGGAAUCAGGAGGUCGGAGGAGAUGCCGGAAGGGAGGGGUAAGUGGCGAACAGAGAAAAGAUAGAGAGAUUUCCUGCGACAUCCCUGCCAACGAUGGCCCGUUGCAGCAUAACAUUGAGUACAUCGCCAACUGCUACAGAGAUCAGAGGGCCAUGCAGAAGCGGACUGGGGAAUGGAAGAAAGUAGCUAAAGUUUUAGAUCGCUUUUUCAUGUGGAUAUUUUUCAUAAUGGUGUUUUUGAUGAGCCUCCUAAUCAUGGGAAAAGCCAUAUAAUCAGCUCUAUCUUUAUUUAAAAAAAAAAUUAAGUCCCCCUGGUAAAAUGAGAUCUUUAUGAAAAAUAUAUAACAUAUUUAUUUUCACCACUCAGAAUUGCAGACUUUGCUGGCAAAUCAAAGAAGACAUUUGUAUGUUAAAUUUUAUACCACUAGUGUUUUCCUCCUGUCUUUAAGCAAUACAAUCUGGAGAUCUUUGUAAAUUUCAUAUUUAGGGAUUUGUAAAUAUUUCAAUUUUUAAGAUUAUUUUUUUAUGUGAGAUAAGAUUGUGCUGUCUUAUAUUACUGUAUUGCCAUUCUAAUGA